This is a messenger RNA of Oncorhynchus tshawytscha (Chinook salmon), 12544 nucleotides long. RefSeq names its product zinc finger, ZZ-type with EF hand domain 1 (gene zzef1). The record is from RefSeq and is a predicted model, not a curated record. The coding region runs from base 128 to 9433 and encodes 3101 amino acids. Gene Ontology annotation, biological process: protein ubiquitination; regulation of synaptic plasticity. Gene Ontology annotation, cellular component: postsynapse. The transcript is spliced from 56 exons. Gene Ontology annotation, molecular function: zinc ion binding; calcium ion binding; ubiquitin-like protein ligase activity. Lineage: Eukaryota; Metazoa; Chordata; Actinopteri; Salmoniformes; Salmonidae.
GUAGUGGAACGAAACGGAAGAACACAGGUUGAACGUCAAAGGGCUGUGGAUUUUUCAAUCCCGUUUACAAAACUGUCUCCAACCGGACCUCUACGAAUUUUAGGAAAGCCAGAGGCCGCUAUACAACAUGGGAAACGCAGAGAGCGGCUGCGGAGGUGGUAGUGGGGACGAGGAGGAUGUCGAAGCCGAGAGCCCCGGGUUCGCGGAAGGCAGUCCGGCCUCUGCGGCCACGGGCGUCGGCGUUGCUAACAGUGGAGGCUCUGGUUCUGGAAGGAGUGGAAGGGGAUCGAAUAACCCUCCAGUGCCGGGCUGCGGACCACCUACCCCAGGGGUGCUUUUAGAGCAAGUCAAACUGAGGGAGGCGGCGGCCCGCAUUAGCGACUCGGGGGUCGCCAUUCCCGAGUCGGUCCUGGCCGGGAAUGAGGGCGUCCUGGUGCGGUGGCUCGAGGACCGGUUGAGCCGGGGAGAGGAGUCUGUAAAUGUGGAACAAUUUUGCGAGAUGCUCGAGAGCCGAGACGCUCCGCGAGAUGAGUGCGAAGAGGCCUUUGGUCAGUUUGACGCAGAGGGAGAUGGAGUGGUGGACGUUGAGAACAUGCUGAUGGCUCUGAAGAACUCCAACGGGGCCAAUCUACAGGGAGAGCUGAGUCACGUGAUCCGUCAACUCCAGGCAUGCACCCUAACCCCAGGAUUCGUUGACAUAUUCUCCAAGUCCAAAGACAGGUUGGGAGCGCACGCCUCAAAGAUCCUAAAGUUCCUCCACAGGAACCGUAUUCCCAGUAGUGCCAUCCCUUUCCCUGUUCUAGAGGGAUACAACAGCAUUUGUACCAUGAGGUCUACUGUGGUGCAGGACUUCCUAGAGUUCCUCCUUCAGAAGGAGAAAGACUUAGACAUCCAGUACAGGGCAGAGUUGAACCGGGACCCAGAGGUGGAUAAAGUGAAGGUGGUCACACAGUGCUACAACUUCAUAGAAGCUUCGUCCAAUGCCGCGGACAUCCACAAGAUGACCAACGGAGAGACUGUGACCUUCUGGCAGUCAGACGGCAGCGCCCGCUCACACUGGAUAAGGUUGAAGAUGAAGCCGGACGUGGUGCUGCGUCGCCUGGCCAUCGCAGUGGCAUCCAACGACCACAGCUACAUGCCCCAGCUGGUGUCGGUGGCCGUGGGCAAGAACCGGCGAUCGCUGCAGGAGAUCAAGGAUGUGCGCAUCCCCUCCAACGUCACAGGUUACGUGGCCCUGCUGGAGAACGCCAACAUCACUCACCCCUACAUCCAGAUCAACAUCAAGCGGUGCCUGAGUGAUGGUUGCGACACGCGGAUCCACGGGCUGAAGACCCUGGGCUACCAGAUCACCAAGAGUAAAGAGGUGUCUGUGUCUGAUGCCUCGGCUAUCUGGUACCUGUCACUGCUCACCUCCCUGGUCACAGCCUCAAUGGAGACCAACCCUGUCCUGGCACAGACUGUCCUACAUAGCACACAAAAAGCCUUAAAGCACAUGCCACCACUGUCCUUAACACCGUCGUCCACCGAGUUCCCCAAGUUCUUCUCCAUGAACAUCCUCGAGGAGGUGGACGGGUUCCUGCUCAGAAUAGCAGAUUGCUGUGUGACCCCUGAUGCAGAACUGACCCUGUUGGCCUUUGCCCUGGCCCGGGGCAGUGUGGCUAAGAUCCUCCAAUCCCUGUCUGGUAUCAGUGAGCACCUGGAGGCAGAGUACAGAGCCUCGUCCCUCAUCUCCUCCAUGGCCUCAGUCAGACUGCGCCUGCUCUAUCGCAACGGGAAGACCCUUCAGUUGCACCUGCAGGCCUGUGAUGUGAAGGGCAAAGAGGAGAAGUCGGGACCAGAGAACAUGCUGACUGAAUCCGCCGCCACUGGAGACGGGUUUCUUACAGAAAGUGGUAAGAAGAGAGCUAGCGUGAUCCUGUCUACAGAAGACCAGAGCAACUUCCAGGUCACUCAGAUGAAGGUUAAAGUCCGUAAAGGUGCCAUUGGAGCAAAGUGUGGCCUGGUGUUUGCCUACAGUGAAGGAGACACCUUUGAUGCAGAAAAACACUUCAAGAGGUUUAAGAAGUAUGACUCCUGGAACUACAAGGACUACAAGGAGUUUGUGCAAGACAAUCUGAGGAUUCCACUGCAGGCGGAGGAUGAGCCCAUUGGCUGGUUUGAGCUGGAGGAUGACUGGAACGAUGUGGAGAUCAAACUGCAGACUUGUCGCGUUGCAAGGUUCCUGAUGGUGAAGUUCCUGUGUGCGCGGCAGGACAGUGCAGAGCGUCUGGGCGUCCAGUCCCUGUCCUUCAGUGGAUACCUGUGUCCCGGGGCCGAGAGGCUGGAUGAUCUGGACGACCUGAGCCCACAAGGAGAUGGCUCAGAGGGGGACAUGGUCACUGGACUCACCCUGCUCAAGAAGACCCUCUUCUUCAUCCAGCAGCUCACACGAGACAUGGUACCCACUGUCAGUAGUACCCUCAGUCAUUAUACUGAUGUGUCCCUGUUCAAGCAGAAGUUUCUACUGGAUUUCAGUGGCCUCAACCUCAUCCUGUUCUGGAGCUUCUAUAACAAACUCCGGGAGAUUGAGGGAGAGGAGGUGAUGAAGAGCAGAGUGCUGGUGCUCCAGCUGCUCCAGAACUGUUUCGCUGUGCUGCCCAGCCCCAGCUCGCUGGAAUUCAGGGGCCUAGAGGAGAGCAGGGGGACUGAGGAUGGAGCAGUAACCUCAGCAUCAGCUUCCGCAUCCCCGUCCACAUCCAGCAGUAGCGAGCCAGACUCUGCCAGGGCAGUGUGCGAGCUCUACACCCACCUCUGUCAAAUUGUAGAUGGUCCGGAGGCUGAGGGGACAGUGGACAAAGCCCUGAGGAAGGAGGCAGUGAAAGCCGUUCUGAACGGAGCGGCCAUCUUCUUCCCAGACAAACAAAGCAGAAGAGACAAACUCUUCCACAUGAUGAAAAACAUCACAGAGGAGGAUCAGCCAGAGUCUGUGAAGUUGACGUUUGAAUCGCUUUGUAAUUACUUCAGUGACCAAGAUCCCAGUGGCCUUCUCCUGCUCCCUCCAAAAGGAGCUCCUUCAGACUUUGACAUCAGCCCCAUCCUCAGUGUCAUGGAGACCUUGCUACUGGUGGCCACUCGGGAAUGUGAGGUGAUGAUGGUGGAUGUGAGUGGCGGGGCCAGCAGGAAGGUGCUACUGUCUCUGUUCUGGGCUCUGCAGGGCAGCCUGCUCUCCUGGUGUUACCUGCAACUCAAAGGAGGAGCUGCUGCAGCCCCCACCGCUGCAGACCUGGCCAGAGAUAUUCUCCUCAAAUAUGUGGAUCAGUUCCUGGGCAGCACUAAGACCGUGCUGGGAGACCUGCUGCAGAGAUACAGUGGAGCUGAAAUCACUGACAAACUCAAUGGAUCCAUCCUGGCCAUGGCCACCAGACAGAUGAUGAUCUUCUUGUUGGAGCUGUGUUUCCUGGACAUCCCUCACUGUAUUCUGCUCACCAGUUUCUCCUCUCUGGUUGUGCUGCUGAAAAACCUCUCCAGUGAAACGGCAGACAUCUUCUCUAAGGUGGACCUGGAGAGCUGCCAGCAGCCCCAGCAGCCAGUGGUCCUGAGGACCUGGAACAUGGAGUCUCCUCAUAACUACGAGAACAGCAGACACGAGACCACGAUCUUCGCCUGCCCCGGGGCCACUUCCUUCGAGGUGGAGUUUGACGAACGCAGUGAGACAGAGAAGAGAUACGACUACCUAGAGUUCACAGACGCCAGAGGAGGGAAGGUCCGCUACGACAUGAAGGUCGGGACUGAGAAAUGGCCAAAGAAGGUGACGUUUGAGGCUGGACCCCAGCUGCAGUUCCUGUUCCACUCAGACAGCAGCAACAAUGAGUGGGGCUAUAAGUUCACAGUGACGGCCCACGGCCUGCCUGAUAUCACCGUGUCCUGGAUGUCAGACCUACAGCUCCUGGUGGCCCGACUCAUGGGCCGCCUGGCCUCCAGAACCAUGGCCCUCAAAUCACCCCACGAGAUCCGCAGUGUGAAGGAGCUUCCUGCUGGGAAGAUGGCCCACGUCCUGUCCUCUCCUCUGUGGAAGCCUGUCUUCAGACACGGACUCAUUGAAUCUCCCCACGUCCACACAGAUGAGGUGAUGACAUGCCAGCCAGGUUGUUCUGAUUGUUUCAUGAGAUUCUGUGACGACUUUGGUCACUGGAACCCGACAGAGGAGCCACUAGACAGCAGGACUCAGUUGAUGAAAAGCCUCAUGCUGGCCUGCAAGAAGCAGCCAAUUAGGAACGAGAUAGUUGCGGGGUGGAAGGCUGACAUGGCGGUGAAUGCCAUCUUUGCAGCCAUGAUUUACCACACGCCAGCCCUCAACCAAGCUCUCAGGAUCUAUGUAGCCAGCCAGGGUGGUCAGGCGAGUCUGAGUGAAGACUUUGUGCAGGUCUUCUCACUGGCUGAGAGCAUCAAAACAUGGAUGUUGGAGAUGAAGCAGCGGUAUCUGGUGGGCAAAAUGAAUGUCUCUGAGGAGGAGAAGGAGGAGGGCCACUGUGAAGUAACCAUGGAUGGUCUUGCUGAGAUGGUCCUUGGGAAGGCCAAUCUUUUGUUGAGAUUCCCCCCCAGUGGCGCUUCUUCUCGCUUGGACACCGACUUCUCCAGGGUAGCAGAGGGCAGCGCUGUCCUCCUCCGCUCCACCUCCAUAUCAGAGGGGGACUUCCAGCCGAGCACCUCGUUGGGAACCCAGUCCUCCCAGGCAGCAGGCUCUGAGGUGGGGGGCUGUGAGGCGAGGUCUGGAGCUGUGGGCCCAGUGCCUGGACCAGGCUGCCCUCAUUCUUUCAGGGUCCAUCCCCAAGGUUCGACAGCUUCUGACCCAGGGCCGGGCCCAUCCAGCCAGGGCCUCCUGGGAUCCACAGAGAGCCUGUCUUACCAGCCAGGGGCAGCAGAGCCUGCCUCCCCCUCCACCUUCCCCCGGAAGGCUCCCUCCUUCAGCCGGGGCCGCCUCCGCCUCCUCUCCUUGCGCUCUGUGGAAGAGCCUCGCUCUGCCCCCUCUAUCAAGGAACGCUACCCUCUCCUCAAACACAUCAUCAACUUCAUGAAGGACCAGACACUGACUACUGUCAGUGUCCGGCAGACGCUGUCCUUGAACAAGGCCCAGGCUCAGAGUGUGUGUAAGGUACUGGAGACGGUGCAGCAGUGUUUACUGUCCCUGGGGAAACCACACCUCUUCCAGGCCCCCUGCAUUCUGUUCCUACAGGAACUGCUGGCCUGCCAGAAAGACUUCACCAGUUAUUUCUCCCAGUUGUCUGGAAGUGGGCAGGAGCUGAGAGAGAAGGUGAGGAGGUCCUACCAUCGACUAGUCCUCAUGCUGGUGGAGGCAGUACAAGGCUUCAGCAGUCUCAACGAGAAGGUCCUGCUGCCUGCCCUUUCCUGUGUUCAGACAUGCCUGCUGCAUCUCCUGGACAUGAGCUGGGAGGUGCAGGACCUCCCCCUGUUCCUCCAGAUCAAACUACCUGACCUCCUCCUCACCAUGUCCCAGGAGAACAUCAGCGUGCACGACAUUGCCAUCAGUCAGUGGACGGAGGAGGAUGAGAUAGCAGACUACAAGAAGAACCGGGACUGGAUGGACGAGUGUGUGGACGGGAUGUUUGAGAAGUGGUAUGACAAGAUUGACGAGGAGGGUUCCAUGGAGGACAGGAGAAAGAUGCACAUGUUCAUAGCUCGUUAUUGCGACCUGCUCAACGUGGUGAUCUCCUGUGAUGGCUGUGAGAGGAUGGCCCCCUGGCACCGGUACCGCUGUCUGCAGUGUAUGGACAUGGACCUGUGCAAGACCUGCUUCCUCAGUGGUGCCAAACCCGAGGGUCACGAGGACGACCAUGAGAUGGUGAACAUGGAGUAUGCGUGUGACCACUGCCAGGGCCUCAUUGUGGGCAGCAGGAUCAACUGUAAUGUCUGUGAAGACUUUGACCUCUGCUUCGGCUGCUACAAUGCCAAGAAAUACCCCGACAGUCACCUCCCGACCCAUCGGAUCACCGUCUGUCCCAUGGUGACCAUCAGGAUCAGUGACCGCCACCGUCUCAUCCAGCCCUACAUCCACAACUACUCCUGGCUGCUGUUUGCUGCCUUGGCCCUGUACACCUCAGACUUGAGCAGCGAGAGACAGCAGGAGGGGGAGCCUCUGGGGCCAGACACCCUGACCCAGGCCUCCGGCCUGCAGACACGCUGCUCGCAGCUCAUUACCGAGUGCCUGCUCAAGGGACAGACUGGCAAAGGUCUGCGGUCCUCUGCCCUGCUGUCCCUGCUGGCCUCUAAUGAGUCAGAGAGUGAGCUGUGUCCUGAGUCACCCUCCCAGGAGCUCAGCAUCAACACCACCACAGAAGACACAUCCUCUCUGCCUGGCUCCACCACUGCUAUCUGCUCACCACUGCCCUCUAGGGACAAGAGUAAAGCCCAGGGGAAGGAGAAAGGGAAGGAGAAGGAGGUGCAGUCUCCCCCUGCUGCCCUGGAGGUGUGCUCCACGUCAGAGGGAGAAGGAGGACAGGAGAAGGGGAAGAAGAAGCUGGUGAAACAGGACACCCUAGACUCGUCAAGCCUCAGCCAGACCCCGUCUCUGUCCAGUGAGGGAACACUCUCUCCCGUGGUCAGAGCUCCAGAGUCGAUCUCAGAGACCAUCACCUCUCCAACGCCUGAGGACAUAGAAGAGAUGAGAGAGAUGAUGAAGGAGAGGGAUGAGAAGAUGGAGAAGACAGCCAAGGUGCCCAUCCAGGAGCAUGUGUUUGCAGAGUGCUCCAGAGAGAGGAUCCUGGGGCUGCUAGCUGCCAUGCUGCCUCCAGCCAAACCGGGCUCCACCCUUGCUCUGUCCAGCCUGAGCCCCAUCCUGCCCCAGCUCUUCAGGGUGGUCAUCUCCAAUGCCGGGUGUCUGAACGAGACCUACCACCUGACCCUUGGUCUCCUGGGGCAGCUGCUGCUGAGGAUACCACCCCUGGAGGCGGACGUGGCCGUCAGAGAGGCCCUAGCCGAUAAGUACGAGCUGCUCACCCCUGGAGAGGGGGCUGCCUCCGGGGCUGACACACAGGGCUGGAAGACCACCCAGCUACUUUUCAGCCUGGGGGCUGUCUGUCUGGACAGUCGUAUAGGUCUGGACUGGGCGUGUUCGGUGGCUGAUAUCCUGCGGAGCCUGAACGCUUGUCCCCAGUGGAGUGUUGUCAUAGCAGCCUUCACUGACCACUGUGUCCGGCAACUACCACAAACGCUCAAACGCACCAAUCUCUUCACCCUGCUGGUGCUGGUCGGCUUCCCUGAGGUGCUGUGUAUGGGCACCCAGUCAGUGUUCAUAGACAAUGCCAACGAGCAGCAUCAUAUGAUCCUACUCAAGCACUUCACCGAGAAGAACCACGCUGCUGUGGUGGAUGUCAAGACCCGCAAGAGAAAGACAGUGAAGGACUACCAGCUGAUCCAGCCGCAGGACUCCAGUGCUACAGGCUCCCACAGCCCAGGGUCCCAGGUCCAGGGCGUAGGUCAGGGUCAGGGACCCCCCCAGGCCCAGCUAACCCGCUACCUCAGUAACUUCACCUCCAUCAUCAGCCACCUGCUGCAGAGCAGUCAGGACAGCAGCACCCCCGACGCUGUGGAGGCCUCCUGGGUCGUCUCACUGGCCCUCAAGGGCCUCUACAACACACUCAAGAAGCACGGCGUUGCUGAGGCCCAGGAGGCCAUCCAACAAUCCGGUCUGACCCAGCUCCUGGUGAGGAAGUGCAGUAAGGGGACAGGCUUCAGUAAGCUGUGGCUGCUCCGAGACCUGGAGAUCCUCUCCAUAAUGCUCUACUCCUCCAAGAGAGAGAUCCACAGCAUGGCCCAGGGCCAGGAUGGGGAGAGGGAGGAGAAGGAGCAAGACAAGGAGCAUGACUCGGACCACUCUAGUUGUUGUGCCGACGACCCCGACCCCAACCGGCCUGACCCACUGGAGGGGCUCGACGAAGAGACUAAGAUUUGCUUCCAGAUUACCCACGAUGCCUUAAACGCGCCCCUGCACAUCCUGCGGGCCAUGUACGAGCUGCAGAUGAAGAGAACGGACUCCUUCUUUCUGGAGGUGCAGAAGAGGUUUGAUGGAGACGUGAUCAAGACGGACGAGACGAUUAGGACGCUGGCUCAGAAGUGGCAGCCCACCAAGAGACCUCGCUCUGAGGAGAGGAGCACCAAGGCCGUGGACACUGACAUGAUCGUCGUGCCCUGUGUGUCCAAGCCCAGUCACUGUGAGAAGGCUACGGAGGAGACCACGGUGGUGACUCAGAAGCUGAUCACCAACACGGAGACUGACCUCCAGCUGAGCUACGCCAAGCAGCGCCGCACCAAGUCCUCCGCCCUACUGCACAAGGAGCUGGACGCCCGCAGCAACCGCUCUGUCAGACAGUACCUAGUCAAGGUGAACCAGGCCAUCGCCACCCUGUAUGCCCGCCACGUACUGGCGUCGCUGCUGGCUGACUGGCCCCAGGGGGCGCCACUGAGUGAGGAGGCUCUGGAGCUGAGCGGGGCAUCACACAUGGCCUACAUCCUGGACAUGCUGAUGCAGCUGGAGGAGAGACCACUCUGGGAGAGGAUUCUACAGAAAGUGCUGGUUGGCUGCAGCCAGAGCAUGCUGGGUAGUUUGUCUCUGACAGCGUGUCAGUUCAUGGAGGAGCCUGGCAUGGCCGUGCAAGUCCGGGAGUCCAAACACCCCUACGACAACAACACUAACUUUGAGGACAAGGUGCACAUCCCAGGGGCCAUCUACCUAUCUGUGAAGUUUGACUCCCGCUGUUACACUGAGGAGGGCUGUGAUGAACUUAUCAUGGGCAGCAGCUCUGACUUUCUCCAGGAUCUGCACAACUUCAGCGGCUCCCCACAGAAAUGGACUGACUUCGAGAUCCCUGGGGAUACUCUGCACUACAGGUUCAUCUCAGACAUGAGCAACACAGAGUGGGGAUACAAAUUCACUGUCACUGGGGGACACAGGGGCCGCUUCCAGACAGGUUUUGAGAUCCUAAAACAAAUGUUGGCUGAUGACCAAGUGCUCAGCCACCUCCCAUUGGCUGACAUCUGGGAGUGGCAGGUGGGCGUGGCCUGCCGCCAGACCGGGAACCAAAGACUGAAGGCCAUCCACCUGUUGCUCCGCCUCCUGCAGUGUCAAUCACAGAGGGGCUGUGAGCUGACCCUGCUGAGGCCUCUAUGGCAGCUGUUCAUGACCAUGGAGAGCGGUCUGAGUCAGGACCCCACCAGUAUCACUGUACUGCUUCCCCUACACAGAGCACUCACUGAGCUCUUCUUCAUCGCUGAAGCCAGGGCCAUGGAGGAAGGCAUUCUCCAGGAGUACCUAUUAGCCCUGACCACCAAUGAACAGCUCCUAGCCCGCACAGCACUGGCUCUGAAGAACAUCGCAGCCAUCAGUCUGGCUAUCAAUUAUCCCAAUAAAUCCACCAAGCUGCUCAAUACAUCCCCCUGAGAAUGGAGAGAGAGAGACGGAACAGUGGAGAGAGAGGAGGAGAAAAAGAAAGCGACUUGAAGGGGUGGAUAUCCUCACAUCCUGUCUCUGCCAGCUCUGAAAGAGGGAUGAAGGGGAUGGAGAGAAAGAAAGAAACACCCUCUGAAUGUCUUCCUACAACAGCAGAACUGUAAAAGGGAUUCACUCCUUCCUUCCCUGCUUCUAUUCUCUCUCAAUCCCCAUUUCUAUCCUCUCUCAAUCCCCCUGUUUUCCCUCUCUUUAUACUAUUUUUACUGACUGGGGAGAAGGGGGGCUAACUCGACAACAACACAUCACUCUAUCACAAUCCUUUUGCCUUAGGUGAAUACAAUGUAUCAGCAUCGUGUGGGUUUCAAAGAAAGAAGAUAGCCUAGCUGUGUCUCUUUGUUUCAGAUUAAGAUGCUGCAGAAGCCCCUCUGCUAAAGCAAAUUAAGUGUGCCAAAUUUGUCACCUUCCUGUGGAGAAAUAGAAGUUUAUUUUCUGUUUAUUCUUUUUAUUUUUAAACAAAAGCCACUUUGGUUUUAGAAAAUCGGUCGCUCAUGGAGAAAGCGGGUCACCUUGCCUAGCUCCCCGAAUCCCUGUCUCUCUGUGGACAAUGUAGAGCAGAACUAAAAAUACAGCUACAGCCCAGAACAGGAGAGAACAUUUCUGUUUAGGCUCCUGAGCCUCAGAUUUGUCACCAUGGGGAGAGAGAACUGAGCUCCGACCUAACAUCUCCACUGUGUUUUCUCCACAGCUUCCUCCUUUUUGUGAGCAUAGAGGACAACUGUUUUUGGCCCCAGUGUCAUCUGUCUAUAUCACAGUACUUAAUUUAGAGGGUCAUACGGGGUUACUCUGGAAAUAGUCUCAUGUUGUUAUACUUUCUAGUCUCAUUCAUUUGGGAAACAGAAUGGGAGAUUUUGCAAUCUAGGUUCCUCUAUAUAUUUUAUUUCAGUAUAUUCUCACAGUAUAUUGGAUUUCAGUAUUUUCACGCAGCGACAUAAUGGGAGAAAUUGUCAUCUAGGUUCCUCUAUAUAUUGGGUUUCAUUAUAUUCCCAAGGUAUAUUGGAUUUCAGUAUAUUCACACAGACUAUAGGUAUAUGCACCUGUUGACAUGGUAAAAUGACACAGUGCAUGGACAUGGCACCAAUGUGGUUAACAGGAGAACUCACUUUUGUCGACAGUCACUGGUGUUGUCUAAUUAUGACACGAGUGAAAUGCUCGACCACCACGCACCACUGUAGAGUUGUCUGCAUGACAGUGGUCAUCUAUUGAUGGGGGUUAUAUUAUAUAUUCACACUCUGGCUGUAUACUGUACUGUAGCUUCAAAGGACACACAUGAGGGAAAAGUGUGUUCCUGACAUUUCUGUUCAAAGCUAAGGGAGAACAGGGUUAGUCAGCUGUGUGAUAUGAAGCCCAUUGUACAGCAAACACACACACACACACACACACACACACCGUAUAAUGUGGCUAGUUUAUUAUAGUAGCCUGGCGGUCCAUGCUUAAUGUGCCAUAACCAACCUCUAGCUUGUGUUCCUUCAUUGUCAUGCUAAAACUACUUGAGAAUUGUCUAUAACACAUACAGUAUGUGGACCUCUCUAUUAAAUAGUGAGUAUUACCUCCACAUAUCAGAACUAUGGAUAUUUGACCUGAAUGACAUGCCAGAUUGAGAUAUUGAUGCGGGCAUGUGAUUGGUUGUGGUCAGAUAGGUGUGUGAGCUUUCUGGAGUGUGAUUGGUUCUCAUCAGAAACAUAUGAACUUCUUAUGUUUCAUGAUCACAUUUAGAAUUAAAUUGUUUUUGUUUUAGUUCUUUUGAUCUUUUGUAUUAUUAUUAUUUUUUUACUCCUUUUUUCCCCCUUUUGAUAAAUUCUCCUGAUCAAAUAGAUUAAAAGACGAAUGCCCUUUAUUUUAAAACAGCUUCCUUGGGGUGAAUUGGAUCGACGAUUCUAUUGCAGUGUUAUUUAGUACGGUGAUGGAAAUUCAUUGCAAUAUUCCGAGUUCUAUUUUUGUUUAAGUUUUGUGUGUGUGGCAUAAUUUAAUAGGGAAGACGACGGAUGCCAAAGAAUACCCUUUUUGUCAAAUCAUUAAAUGUGUCUGAUAUGAUAUCUCUUCCAACCAGAGCACUUUAUGGAUGUGUUAACAUAACAGCUCUGUAUUGUGUGGAAAUAGGGGAAAGGAAGGAAAACUAUAAGAGAUAUGUUCUUUUUAUUUUGGAGGUCCUGUACCGUUAUUGAGAACAGGUUAGAGAGGGUUAGCUGGGUGCUUGCUGACGAUGACACAGGCUGUUGGGUCUCCAGUGUUUUUGUUUACAUGAGCGUCAGCCAGUGUUGAGCAUCUAAAAACGGCCGUCACAUGGCCACCAAGAUGACCCCCAACACGGGCUUCUCUUCCCUCCCAGAGAAUCCAGUUCAACAGCGCCUCACGUAUACUCCCCUACAUCUUCAUUUGGACAGGGAAGCUAAAAGUUACAUUUGGCUCUAUAUUUACGAAUUUUGGAUUUGAGAUCAAAUGUUUUAUGAGGCGACAGUACAGAAUAUCCCCUUCUGUUCGAGAUUAUUUUCGUACAUAUCUGUUUCAUUGUUUAGAAAGGAAAGCACUUAAUGUAACUCUGCAAACGUGUUGGAUGCGUUUACUAUUUGUUUGGGUUGUUUCUGUUGUGUCCAAUAGAAAUGAAUGGUAAAUAAUGAAUUAUUAUAUGAGUAAUGAAUCCACUUUAAUUGUAAAUAAGAAUAGAGUAGGUUUCUGAACACACUUAGGUGGAUGCUACCAUGAUUACGGAUAAUCAUGAAUGAAUCAUGAAUAAUGAUGAGUGAGAAAUUAGAGGCAUCAAUAUUAUAUGCCCCAAAAAAGACUAACUCCCCUUUUAUUGGUAAUGGUGAGAGGUUAGCAUGUUUUGGUGGUAUGAUCUUUGUUCCUCUGUAACUUUGUCGCUCAUCAUUGUUAACGAUUCAUUUAUGAUUAUCCGUAAUCAUGGUCACAUUCACAUUAAUGUAGAGGUGUUCAGAAACAUUUAUAUUCUUAUUUACAAUAAAAGUGAUUCCAAAAUCACAGAUUACAUUAUUUACAUUCAUUUCUCUUGGCCAAAACCAACGGCAAAUGCAUCCAAGAAGUUUG